UCUUUUUCGAGCGCGGGACGAGCGCUAGUUUAGUUUCCUGCUGGUCGUCGUGAAGUUUGGACGCGUGUGAGAAGCCGUUGGUUUGGAGUCGGCAGUACGCCAGUGAGUGGGUAUUCUAGGUGGAUAGAAUAUCGGUGUAGUGUGAUAAGCGCCGAAGUUUGGUGAGGGAAAGUCGUGAAAAAAUCGUGAAACGUACCUACAGGUUCUGCUGGCGAAACGAAAAGUGUAAUGAAAACAACGAACCAGCCGCGGCGAGUGAUUUCAAGCAAGCGUGAAAUGGAAGUGCACAGUGCGUGAGGGAGCGGAAGCACCACCCAACGUGAGCCAAAUAGUCGAUCCUGACGACGAGUGUGAUCGCGUCAAUAUUUGUUCGCGCGAGUCGAAGAAGAAUAGAGCUCUGCAAGUUGUGUGUGAUCGCUGCUGCUGGUGCUGCGAUCGGUUUGGUUCUCGCGGUGCGACGACGAAGAUCGUCGAGAAUAAUCAGCUGCGCGCUACUAUACAGUGAGUGGACAGAAGGGGGGCGACAGACAAAAAUGGCAACGAUAAACGACCCUGGACCCGUUGCUGCUGGCGGCGGCAGAAUAGUCAUCAGCGGUGGAAGCAGUAGUUGUUGUUGCAGUAGUGGUAGAUCGAACGAAGGCGGUAGUAAAGCCAGCAAAGUCAAUGCCAAAUCGCACCUGUUCCUGUCGGUGGCGCUAGCGGCGCUGGCCACGUGUCUUUUGGUGCCGCCGGUGCGGGGAUUCAACGUGGACACCGUGAACUACGUCCUGCACGAGGGGACGCCCAAUUCGAUGUUUGGGUUCAGCGUGGUACUGCACCAGGAGCAACAGCGAAGCUGGGUCAUAAUCGGCGCACCCACGGCCGAUACCUCGGCCUACCAGGAGGGCGUCGUCAACGGAGGCGCUGUCUACCGGUGUGACAUCUCCGAUGACAACCGGUGCAAUCUGAUUCCGUUCGAUUCCAAAGGCAACUCGUUCAACGACAAACACGAGCAAGUGGACACCAAAUCGAACCAAUGGUUCGGCGCAACGGUGGCCAGUGCCGGCGUGGACGGACCCCUGGUGGCUUGCGCCCCGCGAUAUGUGUUUCAUCAGUUGCAGCCCCGGAAGGUCGAACGAGUGGAACCGGUGGGAACGUGCUACAUCGCCCGGAACAAUAUGCAGCAGUUUGACGAAUAUUCGCCUUGCCGGACGAUGUACUGGGGUUAUCACCGGCAAGGAUCAUGUCAAGCCGGCUUCAGUGCCUCACUGACUAAGACUGGCGAUCGAGUAUUUGUGGGUGCCCCCGGAAGCUACUACUGGCAAGGACAAGUGUAUUCCAUUAAUACCGGCGCUGUGUUCCCUUAUAAACCCCCGCGAUAUGGUCAGUUUGGCGAAGGAGGUCAGAUCUAUUCGUUCAGUUUGAACAACCCCCGGGAUAAGGUCUACUCGACGGGCGAGAGCACCUCAUCGGAGGACGAUUCCUACCUGGGGUACUCGUCGGCGACCGGUGACUUCAACGGGGACGGAACGAUGGGCGUGGCCGUGGGGAUGCCCCGCGGCGGAGGGCUACUCGGCAAAGUGCUGAUCUUCUCGUGGAACAUGACCAACCAGCAGAACAUCACCGGCGAACAGAUCGGGGCUUACUUUGGGUAUGCGAUCGCCGUGGUGGACGUCGAUGGGGAUAAGUUGGACGAUCUGAUCGUGGGGGCGCCGAUGUAUACGGAGCCGAACACCGAAGGGAAGUACGAGACGGGGAGGGUUUAUAUCAUCUACCAGGACAAGAUCAACAAAUUCCAGGAGGUGGAAACGCGCGACGGCGUGAAUUCCAAGGCCAGGUUUGGGCAGUCGGUGUGCUCGCUCGGGGACAUCAAUUUGGAUGGAUACGGAGAUUUCGCCGUUGGUGCCCCCUAUGAUGGAGAACAGGGAAGGGGAGCGGUUUAUAUCUUCCACGGGUCGGCGAAUGGUCCUCUGGCGAAGCCAUCGCAGGUAAUUUUUGCUGAAGACAUAUCCGGGACAUCGAAAAUUUCUACCUUCGGGUUUUCGGUGGCUGGAGGUAUCGAUCUGGAUGGUAAUCAAUAUCCAGAUAUGGUUGUCGGAGCUUAUGAUUCGGACAAGGCUCUGGUGUUCAAAUCCCGACCAGUAGCAGUGAUGGAAGCCAGCACACUGUUUGAAACCGAGAACAAAUUGAUCUCGCUGGAGGAUCGCAACUGCACUCUUCGUGAUCGUAAGCAGGUCCCAUGUACGGUCGUUAAUUCGUGUAUGAAGUACAAUGGCAUCAACGUUCCACCUACGUUGGAUAUUGAAGUGUCCUGGGUAUUGGACUCGAAGAAAUCACGCAAUCCUCGAAUGUUCUUCAUCAAUGAAGAAGGUCGCAAUAUCCGCAACCAAUCGGUGAGGUUGUACCGCGGAAAGUUGGAAUGUAAGAGCGAACGGGUCUACAUAGCAGAGAAUAUCCGAGACAAGAUCACUCCCCUUGAAGUGGAAAUGAAAUAUAAUCUGCGACAGAGUAGCUACAGUCAACAGAGAAGACGCAGGGCUACCGUCGAGCCGGUUUUGGAUCAAAACAAAGGAACUGUUCAGAAGGAUUCAAUCAAUAUUCAGAAGAACUGUGGCCCAGACAAUGUCUGCAUACCGGAUCUUCGUCUGCAAGUCAACAUGGUUGAUGAGUAUCUGCUUGGAUCGGGCAAACAUCUUGGAAUCGAUGUUCUUAUUUCCAACUUUGGUGAAGACGCCUUCGAAGCCGGGUUCUACAUGAGCAUACCUUCGGAACUAAACUUCCGUCGUGUCGAGAAGGUUGGCGAAAUCAAAGAUACGCCCAUUCUCUGCACGACACCCCUGGGAGCUACCAAUGGAACUCUCAAGUGCGACAUCGGUAACCCCCUAUCCAGCGGAAAGGUCGUCAACUUCAAAGUUCUGCUAUCUCCUUCCAUCAAGGUUGGCAUGGCGCCGAGCUACGAUUUUUACAUGGAAGCCAACUCCACCAACCCCGAAGUCGAUGGUACGCACACUGACAACAUUUUCGAGAAGAGCGUCGGAAUCACUAUCAAAACAGACCUAUCGAUCUCUGGAGUUUCGCUUCCGGAAGAGUUCAUCUACAACUACACCGAAUACAGAACGAUUGAAGAGGCUGAAACCGAACACCACUUGGGUCCUCACGUGGUUCACAUCUACGAAAUCCGCAACGAAGGUCCAUCGACCAUCGAUGAGGCCGAAUUUUACGUCUUAUGGCCUUACGAAUCCAAUGACGGCGAAGCACUGAUGUACUUAUUGGUGCCGCCGGAAACCAGCGGUAAUAUCAAAUGUCAACCGAGCAGUUACAUCAACCCGCGGGAUCUGGCCAUUGAGAACCCCCGCAAAAGCUAUCUUGAAAAGGUGGGAGCAUCGGCUAGUCAUCACGAGUCGGCUUCGCGAACGGAAUACCGUGCCUCUGGGGCGUCAAGUGGUGGAUCAUUUUCCGGAAUAACUCGCCAGAAUACGCAUACCAGUUCGAAUUCCGGUUCGGGAUCAGGAUCUGGUUCAGGCUACUACAGCGGCUCCAGUUCUAGAACCGGCUCUAGCUCUAGCUCCAGCUCCAGCUCAAGUUCAUCCUCUUCGUCACGUGGUGGUGGAUCAGCAACAGCCGCAGGCGGUCAUCGAGAAGUGGUUCUGACAGACACAGACCGACGUCGCCUGGAUGAGGAAGAAAAUCAGGAAUCAACUGGAGAUGCUUCGUAUGUCCACCGACAGCGGGCCGAAAGUGCCUCGGCGCAGGCUCAUUCACAGUAUGGAAGUGGAUCCGGCGUUGUCGCCAACGAGCACCGAUAUGGAGGACGUGGAGGAGGCAGCGGAGGAUCUUCCCGCGAAUAUACUUACUCGAGUAGUUGGAAUUCAUCGAGCGUGAAUGGAGGUCCUGCGGUGACUUACAGUGCCAGUCGCAACCGGACGGUUCAUCGUGGACAGGAUGGGCGCGUUCAGGUUUCGGAGAGCAGCACAGAGCAUUACGGGAAAUCGGUAGCCGCGUUCGCUGGCAUCGGCGCUGGAGCCGCUGUUGAUGGGCAAGCCAUAUACAAGGAGGACUUCAGCGAUAUCUACCGACAAGAGGAAGCCGGUAGAAGUUCGUCCGCGUCCGGAAGUGGCUCGCACCGAACCGAAUCCGGAGGAUAUCGACAGAGUGCAAACAUUGACGCCUCACGGUCUUCUGGUUCAUCAUCUUCGCAUCAUGCCAGCAGCGGCGGUUCAUCUUCCUCGUCCAGACAGGGAAGUGGAAUCUACAAAAGUGAAUCCGCUCGCUCCGAAGACGUAAAUCAGGACAUUUCCGAUCUGAGUUCACGGACUCACACGGUGGUGCACAAUGCCGGAGAAUCCAGCGUGGCGGGAGCCUCGUCCAGUGGGCGACGACGCAUGCACAGCCAACAGGAUGGCGAACCGGCUCGGCCUGAUCUGGUGACCGGGAUUUCAACGAUUGAACGUGUCGCACAGGGCCGAGGGGGAUACACAUCGGGUACGCUGGAUUUGGGAACACUCAACCGUCAGAACGUCGACGAGGAAGUUCGGCGGAGUGGUAGUGGAAGGAUAUCGGGUUCAGGUGGAUCAGGCUACGAAUCUCACAGCAGCUCUGGUCAUCAUGGGCAACAGCAGGGCGGCUCCUCAUCGUCUUCGACCACUGGAGGAAGUUCGUCGUCCUCUUCAUCGUCGUCGUCGUCUUCCAGUCGAACCUAUUCAAGUUCCUCGCAUGGCUCGUCAGGAUCCAGCCAUCAUAGUCAACAAAGUGGAGGUCAACAUGGUCAGGAAUACACUCACAAUCAGCAGAGCUCAGCAUACGGAGAUGACGGAGACGACUACGUGGACGAGUACGAUGAAUACUACGAACACAACACCCAGAGGACUUACGACCCCAACUAUCGCCAUCACUCGAGCGGUCACCUGAACCAGGGCCACGACAGCGUGGACCAGAAGUUUAAGUACUACCAGCACUUCGAUCGCCGCCAGCGGCGGCAAGUCGUCAGCGGGGAGGACGAGAACGAUCGAGCCCUCAACGAUGCCCUCCAGUGCCGGGCUACACGUUGCGCCAUCAUCCGCUGUAUGGCCGGUCCGAUCGGAGACAAGGACGUAGCAUUCAUUGCGCUGCGGUCCCGCGUGGUUGCGCACACGCUGCACAAAAUCUCCUCCGGGACGGCGAUCAACUUCUCCACGAUGACGGUGGCCCGGGUCACCCGGUUACCGUACAUCGGGCGACCGAAGGAGAUGCCCCUGAAGACGCACGAGAUCCAGGUGAUGGCCACGCCGGAGCCGACUCCCAAGCCGGACGUGGUGCCGCUGUGGAUCGUGGUGCUGGCGGCUUGCGCCGGAACGGUGAUCCUGCUGCUGCUCAUCUACCUGCUGUCGAAGUGCGGUUUCUUCAACCGAAACCGGCCCUCGGACUCGCAGGAACGGCAACCGCUGAACCGCAACGGCAACUACCACGGUGACGAGCACCUAUAAAACGACCAGACUACAUUAGAUGAUGCUUCCGAAACUCUCAAACGAUGAGAAGACUAAACUAAUAUUACGGGGCAACAGCAGCAGCAGCUAAUCCAACGCGCUUAACUUUUGAUGCAAAAGUGUCGGCGACGAAAUAUAGAGAGGACAAACUGUAGAACAGUCGGCUCUCUAUUGUUCUGGGACAACAAAUGAGAUUAGGCGGUGCAGUGUUCCCAGAGCGGCCCCAAUGGACGACAGGAGGAAGAUGAAAAAAAAAUAUACUGAUGUUUCGAACUCGAAUAGAGCACGAGAUCCGCUUGGACUUAAGCAUGUAUGUAGGUAACUUAUUUUGAUUUUUAUUUUCAACUUCGACGAAUUCAAUUCGAAGUCUGCCAUUAGAAAGAGAACAGAGACAGUAUAGAGAGUUUAGUAGCAAUAUAGAUCAAAGGUAUUUAAUUAUUAUUUUUCGUUUUAAAUUGCGAUGAGACUCAACGUCUUGUCAAAAACGAGUGUUGAGGAAACUGUCACUAGUUGCGAAUGUUUAUUUUAAUUUCUCAUUAAGGUGUAAAACUAACUAGUCAAUUCGAUUGAUUUACUCUUUUUAACUCACCGCUUGUAUUUGUCCCCCCUGAUGAUAGAACUUAAGCAACAUAAUACAAUUAAUCUCAAUUUACCUUAUCAGUAGUGCAAUUAAAAUCAAAAACAAACGACAAAUCAUUGUGAGAGUGAAAGCGGAACAUUACAAAAUACUUACAGCAGGCACGUGGAGCCGAAUAUUUGCAAAGCAGCUACUAUUUUGCAGCUUUUCGCACUCGAUGAUGACGGUUGAAAUGGUUCUCAAACGGCAGCUGUUCCUUGUGGACCGCUACAACAGCGCAGCCAUCGAUCGAGCGUGCAAAAACUGAACCAAGUAGGCGGAACCGACCCCUGGUUCCAUCGUGCGAUAGUUAUUUAUUGUUUAGGAUUAGGAACGAAGAAAUGUUUUUGAACUUUUCCAUUAGUGAAAGCAAGUGCCUAAAUUUUUGUGAAUGAAAAUCGUUAGAGGAAGUUAGUUUUCUGGAGAUGGAAGUUGGUGCCAUGGGAAGGAUACAAUUGUUGAAACUGUUGAUGUUUCGUUGUUUUUUAAUGUUGGGAGUUUUUCGAAGAAACUAAUCCAGCUAAGGUAAAUUGUGUACAAUAAUUGUGUCAAACUGUAAAUUAUUUACUUAAUAUAGAUCGAACCAUUUUGAUAGAUAGAUUUUUAUCAAUGAGACAUUAUUCGUUCGGCGACUUUAGGUUUAUAUUUUCUCUCAGAAUCUCUUUUUCUUUGAUAUCUUUAUAUUAACGUAAAAUGAUCUUCGUCGUUGAAUGUGUAAAUAUUAAUUAUUUUAUUUUAUGAUAGCGAACAAAACCGAAUGAAUGAACGAAAAUAAACCAAUAACACCUGUAGAA
Armigeres subalbatus is the source of this 6851-nucleotide messenger RNA. It is a transcript of the gene if, whose product is annotated as integrin alpha-PS2. The coding region runs from base 534 to 5441 and encodes 1635 amino acids. The transcript has 12 exons. Gene Ontology annotation, biological process: integrin-mediated signaling pathway; cell-matrix adhesion; cell-cell adhesion. NCBI's taxonomy places the organism in Eukaryota, Metazoa, Arthropoda, Insecta, Diptera, Culicidae. Gene Ontology annotation, molecular function: integrin binding. The record is from RefSeq and is a predicted model, not a curated record. Gene Ontology annotation, cellular component: integrin complex; external side of plasma membrane.